This is a messenger RNA of Daldinia loculata, 1767 nucleotides long. Its product is annotated as alcohol dehydrogenase. Gene Ontology annotation, molecular function: zinc ion binding; S-(hydroxymethyl)glutathione dehydrogenase [NAD(P)+] activity. Lineage: Eukaryota; Fungi; Ascomycota; Sordariomycetes; Xylariales; Hypoxylaceae. The transcript is spliced from 5 exons. The record is from RefSeq and is a predicted model, not a curated record. The coding region runs from base 1 to 1143 and encodes 380 amino acids. Gene Ontology annotation, biological process: formaldehyde catabolic process. Gene Ontology annotation, cellular component: cytosol.
AUGGCUGAUACCGUUGGCAAGACCAUCAAGUGUAAGGCCGCCGUCGCCUGGGAAGCUGGCAAACCCCUCAGUAUCGAGGAGAUCGAAGUUGCGCCGCCCCAAGCCCACGAAGUCCGAAUUCAGAUCGUCUACACGGGAGUUUGUCAUACAGAUGCCUACACGUUAUCCGGCAAGGACCCAGAAGGCGCAUUCCCUAUCGUUUUGGGACAUGAGGGAGCCGGUAUUGUCGAAUCUGUUGGCGAGGGCGUCACCAACGUAAAACCGGGUGACCACGUUGUCGCACUAUACACUCCCGAAUGUAAGGAAUGCAAGUUCUGCAAGUCUGGCAAGACGAAUCUUUGCGGCAAGAUUCGGGCGACCCAGGGCAGAGGUGUCCUUCCGGAUGGCACCUCACGCUUCACCUGCAAGGGACAAAAACUUCUCCACUUCAUGGGAACGUCGACUUUCUCUCAGUACACCGUCGUAGCCGACAUCUCCGUCGUUGCUGUCCAGCAAGAUGCUCCUAUGGACCGAACUUGCCUGCUAGGCUGCGGUAUCACUACCGGUUACGGUGCUGCGAGAAUCACGGCCAACAUUGAAGAGGGUUCUAACGUGGCGGUCUUCGGAGCCGGUUGCGUCGGUCUUUCGGUUGUCCAAGGCGCUGUUGCCCAGAAGGCGGGUAGAAUUAUCGUCGUUGAUGUGAACCCAACCAAGGAAGAAUGGGCCAAGAAGUUUGGAGCCACCGACUUUGUUAACCCUACUAAGUUGGAAGGACAAACGAUCCAAGAAAAGCUCAUCGAGAUGACUGAUGGUGGCUGCGACUACACUUUUGACUGUACUGGUAACGUCAGCGUGAUGCGAGCAGCAUUAGAAGCUUGCCAUAAGGGUUGGGGUCAGAGUAUCAUCAUCGGCGUCGCUGCCGCCGGCCAAGAGAUCUCAACUCGACCAUUCCAGCUAGUCACCGGGCGUGUAUGGAAAGGCUGCGCUUUUGGCGGUGUCAAGGGCCGAUCUCAACUUCCCGGCCUCGUCAGCGAUUAUCUAGAAGGUAAGCUAAAGGUGGAUGAGUUUAUCACUCACCGCGAAGAUUUAGACCACAUUAACACCGCGUUUGAGUUAAUGAAGGCGGGCGAUUGCAUUCGUUGCGUUGUGACCAUGAAGGAAUAAAAAAUGACACGAGUCAAUAUCUUACCUAUAGAACCGACUGGAAUCUGAUGAAAAUGGGUCUGACGAGUCAUGAAAAAUAAGUCGCAAAGUGUAUCCCUAGCUUUUAGUCUAAGCAGUUUAUGAAUAUUGUCCUUUGAUAGUGAACAAUUUACUCUUUUUCGCUCGAUCGACAAUGAGGCGUAUUUUCCAGCGCGUAAAAGGUCUCUCACCAGCUACCUUGAAGCCUUGCUAAUAUGCAAAAAGUCCCCAGCUUCCAUGUCAAACAUUAUUGCAAGAGCCUCUCCUAGUGAGUCCGUAGUCCAAGGCGAUUGUGGCAUUACCAACUAGCCAACCCAUGGUACUCUUUCAUGAAACGGGCACUAACAUGUAAAUGGGCCACGAAUAUGCCAUGCGCUUCUUGUCGACAUUGGAAGGUCUCACACAAGAACAGUACUGUUCCAUACGAAUACUCUGUUUCAGGGAAAUCGUUGGCGGACAACCGAUAGCUCACAAAUUCGGGAAGAGAAUCAAAGAGACGAACACCAAAGAAGCCACUAGCCUAGUAUAUACGUAUCUCGGAUAGGUUUAGAUAGGCGGUCUAGAUCCUAGAGGCUACAUAGGGCAGGUAAAAGAAGCCAUCAUAUU